AUGUCAAAUACUGCUGGUCUUGUGAUCCCAUGCAAAGCUGCAGUUUCAUGGGAAGCGGGAAAACCAUUGGUGAUACAGCAAGUGGAGGUUGCACCACCACAAGCAAUGGAAGUGAGGGUCAAAAUUAAGUACACCUCACUUUGUCACACUGAUCUCUACUUCUGGGAAGCUAAGGGACAAACACCAUUAUUUCCUCGCAUAUUUGGUCAUGAAGCUGCUGGAAUAAUAGAGAGUGUUGGUGAAGGAGUAUCGGACCUCCAAGUUGGUGAUCAUGUGCUUCCAGUGUUCACGGGAGAAUGUGGUGAUUGUGCACACUGCAAGUCUCAGGAAAGUAAUAUGUGUGACCUUCUGAGAAUAAACACAGAUAGAGGGGUUAUGCUUAGCGAUGGAAAGUCUCGAUUUUCGAUCAAUGGGAACCCGAUAAAUCAUUUUCUUGGUACAUCGACCUUCAGUGAGUACACAGUUGUUCAUUCUGGCUGUCUAGCAAAAGUCAAUCCAUUGGCACCUCUGGAUAAAAUCUGUAUCCUUAGUUGUGGUGUCUCAACUGGAUUAGGUGCAACUCUGAAUGUAGCAAAACCAAAAAAGGGCUCAUCUGUUGCCAUUUUUGGGCUGGGAGCAGUUGGCUUAGCUGCUGCUGAAGGUGCGAGAAUUGCUGGGGCAUCAAGAAUUAUUGGAAUUGACUUGAGCCCAAAAAGAUUUGACGAAGCCAAGAAAUUUGGAGUUACAGAGUUCGUCAAUCCUAAGGAACAUGACAGACCAGUUCAACAGGUCAUUGCAGAGAUGACAAAUGGAGGUGUUGACAGGAGUGUGGAGUGUACGGGUAACGUUAAUGUCAUGGUUUCUGCUUUUGAGUGCGUCCAUGAUGGAUGGGGCGUCGCUGUACUUGUUGGCGUGCCCAACAAAGAUGCAGUCUUCAUGACCAAGCCUAUUAAUCUAUUGAACGAGAGGACACUUAAAGGAACUUUCUUCGGGAAUUACAAACCUCGGACUGAUCUUCCAUCAGUCGUUGAUAUGUACAUGAACAAGAAACUAGAGCUGGAUAAGUUCAUAACUCAUCGCCUUUCGUUCUCUGAAAUCAACAAGGCCUUUGAGUACAUGGUGAAAGGAGAGGGCCUGCGAUGCAUAAUCAGCAUGGAAGAUUAA
Molecule: messenger RNA, 1143 nt
Organism: Fraxinus pennsylvanica
Lineage: Eukaryota; Viridiplantae; Streptophyta; Magnoliopsida; Lamiales; Oleaceae
Source: the annotation of a GenBank genome assembly